UCUAUAGAAAACAGGUGGGAAUUGAAACCCGUCCGCGGUCUCCUCGCCAUAUUGCAGCGGCGUUAGUUCAUCAUCGCCUCAUCCGGCGGGUUUAAGAGCCUCAGCGGCUUAGAGUCGCUGUGGAUGUGAACCUGGAGGAGCUGGACGGAGUCUGAGUGGACAGUGCUGUGGAGUUCUGGCUGGUGCUGUGGAGAUUGGCUCUCUCUGAUGAAGAGUCUGGAGGUGGUGGUGUCUCUCUGAGCACCUCUCUGACCCGAGAACGCCCGGUGUGUGUAGUGUGUGUGCAGUAUGUCGGUCUCCAGCACCCCCACCAGUAACGAUGCCUGUCUGAGCAUCGUGCACAGCCUGAUGUGCCACCGGCAGGGCGGCGAGAGCGAGUCCUUCUCCAAGCGGGCGAUCGAGAGCCUGGUGAAGAAGCUGAAGGAGAAGAAGGAUGAGCUGGACUCGCUCAUCACUGCGGUAACCACCAACGGAGCGCACCCCAGCAAGUGUGUGACCAUCCAGCGCACGCUCGACGGACGGCUGCAGGUGGCGGGUCGUAAAGGGUUUCCUCAUGUGAUCUACGCUCGUCUGUGGCGCUGGCCUGACCUGCACAAGAACGAACUGAAGCACGUUAAAUACUGCCAGUACGCCUUUGAUCUGAAGUGCGACAGCGUGUGUGUGAACCCGUACCACUACGAGAGGGUGGCGUCUCCGGGUAUCGAUCUGUCUGGACUAACUCUGGGCGCAGGUCCCAGUGCGGGGCUGCUGGUGAAGGAGGAGUUCGAAGGUCAGCCGUCUCACUCCAGCUCUGAAGGCUCUCACGGUAUUCAGACCAUUCAGCACCAGCCCGCCCCCUCGCAGCCGGCUCCGCCCACCGCCACACGCCCCGCCCUCCCGGACACCUUCAGCAGCCCCACUCUCCUGCCCCCUCCUGAUGCUGCGAGCUCCGCCUCCAGCUCCGCCUUCCCCACCAUGGCUGCAGGACCAGCCACAGCGGCCGGUCCGUGGCCCAGAUCAAGCGGCUUCAGCCUGCAGCACCAGAACGGCCAUUUACAGCACCAUCCGCCACAGUACUGGCCUGUGCACAAUGAGCUGGUCUUUCAGCCCCCCAUAUCUACCCACCCAGCCCCGGAUUACUGGUGCUCAAUAGCAUAUUUCGAGAUGGACGUGCAGGUGGGCGAGACCUUUAAGGUGCCGUCCUCGUGUCCCGUGGUGACGGUGGAUGGUUAUGUGGAUCCGUCCGGAGGAGACCGGUUCUGCCUGGGUCAGCUGAGCAACGUGCACCGCACCGAGGCCAUUGAGAGAGCCAGGCUGCAUAUUGGUAAGGGAGUGCAGCUGGAGUGUAAGGGUGAAGGUGACGUCUGGGUGCGAUGCCUUAGCGACCAUGCAGUGUUUGUCCAGAGUUACUAUCUGGACCGGGAAGCUGGUCGAGCUCCGGGCGAUGCUGUGCACAAAAUCUACCCCAGCGCCUACAUCAAGGUGUUUGACCUGAGGCAGUGCCACCGGCAGAUGCAGCAGCAGGCAGCUACGGCUCAGGCGGCAGCAGCAGCACAGGCGGCAGCAGUGGCAGGAAACAUCCCAGGACCCGGCUCAGUUGGAGGCAUCGCACCAGCCAUCAGUCUGUCGGCUGCUGCAGGUAUAGGUGUGGAUGACCUGCGGCGACUCUGUAUUCUGCGUAUGAGCUUUGUGAAGGGCUGGGGUCCUGACUAUCCUCGUCAAAGCAUCAAAGAAACCCCAUGCUGGAUUGAGAUCCAUCUGCACAGAGCCCUUCAGCUGUUGGAUGAAGUUCUACACACCAUGCCCAUAGCUGACCCCCAGCCGCUAGACUAACCUCCUAAGGUGGACCCCCAGCCAAUAGACUGACCUGAACCAUGCCUAUAGCUGAACCCCAACCACUAGACUGAUCUGCCCAACACUGACUCACAGCAGCUAGACUGACCUACACAGCAUAGACUCCUGAGUGACCCUUACCUGACUUACAGCAUGCCUAUAGCUGACCCCCACCAUGACUGACCCUAACUGACUAACACUCCUGCACUCAACUCCAGCGUCCUUUGAAAUGAGGUCCCCUUUUCUGUUUUACACAAAAAUGGUUCUAAAAGGAACUUCAGUGAGGAAUAUCUCAAUAUCUCAGCGCUGAAUCCAUAGAGCAGCCGUUUAAAGACUUUGUGCCAAAUCGUAACAUUGGACGUAGCUUUGAUGAGCAGGUGUAAGCCUUAAGAUAUGUGGUUACUAGCCUGCUCUAAUUAGCGUACAUCUUACACAGUGUGACCGUGUGACGUGAAGGACCCAGGACUGCAAACGAGUGGAGUUUCCAUUUAACCUCUAAAACCCCACCACUGCACACGCACGCAUCCCCCUCCCCGACCGAAGGAACGUUCACUCAUCACUGUGAUCCAGGGUGCAGCCCAACAGUCCGGAAACGGAAACCUCGUCCACGCUGAAGAGACACGCAGGAGGACUCGAUGACCACUCGAACGGGAUUAGUGUUUGUUGACCCUGAGAGAAACCGUAUUCAUUCAUGAGCUCUCAGUUUAAGUGAAAUUGUUGUGAAUGGAGCUGAAAGACUCGUAAAGACUCGAACAGGACACUGAACACUAACAGCCACCUGAAACACUAGCAGCACAUCCUGAAGCCUGCAGGGGGAGCAUUGGAGCUGCUCUGCAGUUGGUCAGGCAGGUCUACACAGUGAGUUAAGGACUAGGAGCUUGUGGUUUUAGACAUCAGAUUAUGUAUUUUCUAAAGUAGAUCAUGAGUUUAUAUCCAGCAGAUGGAGAGUUAACCAGUGAUUUACGGUUCUGCUCCGUACGGUGCCCCACUCUUCUUCUCUGAUGGACAGAAUCUUCCCCCUAACUCAGAUUGUAUCCGGCCCAGACGAGGCUCGGGCUGCUUUGGAUUUUCACCAUAUUUUUGUUAAAGGUUCCACAGUGUACAUUACUAUUGCAUUUAUAGGGAGGUUUGCAGUAGCUAAACUUGUUAGGGACGACACUGUAACGUGUUGGAAAUAAAUGUGUUCGUGUAAAUAAACGUGUGGAAAAUG
Pygocentrus nattereri (red-bellied piranha) is the source of this 3022-nucleotide messenger RNA. It is a transcript of the gene smad4b, whose product is annotated as SMAD family member 4. Bases 289 to 1812 code for a protein of 507 amino acids. Gene Ontology annotation, biological process: BMP signaling pathway; cell differentiation; regulation of transcription by RNA polymerase II. Gene Ontology annotation, cellular component: heteromeric SMAD protein complex. The transcript is spliced from 11 exons. The record is from RefSeq and is a predicted model, not a curated record. Gene Ontology annotation, molecular function: I-SMAD binding; DNA-binding transcription factor activity, RNA polymerase II-specific; RNA polymerase II cis-regulatory region sequence-specific DNA binding. Lineage: Eukaryota; Metazoa; Chordata; Actinopteri; Characiformes; Serrasalmidae.